Molecule: messenger RNA, 653 nt
Organism: Nicrophorus vespilloides
Lineage: Eukaryota; Metazoa; Arthropoda; Insecta; Coleoptera; Silphidae
Product: tyrosine-protein kinase Dnt-like
Exons: 4
Source: RefSeq, a predicted model, not a curated record
ACGCGCUCGACGCCAGUGACGGCCUGAGCCGCGCGCGAAAAGCAUGGCUCGAGUCCUGAUCCUGGUGCUGCUGCUGGCAUCCUUGGCCAACCCAUCCGUCGCUUACUUGAACGUCUUCAUCUCACCGACGGAAGUUAUGAAACUCCUGGGUAUCGACGCUGAACUCUUCUAUGUCCGUGAAGGGGUCGUCAACACCUACGCCCUCAACUUCGUGGUCAUGGUUCCACCGAACAUGUCGGAUCUGCAGUUCUCCUGGCAAAGCCUCACGAAGCAACCCCUACCGUACGUGCUAUCAGUGAAAUACAAUACGGAGGGUGCAUUGCUGCCACCCCAGAUGAAUAUUUCAUCAGCCGGUGUGAUCCCGACAUCUGUGCAGACAUUUCGUCUGCGUUUACUUUGCACCGGUUUGGAGGCGACCCAAACGGAAGUCCAGCUCCAUUUGAACGUCAGCACCCACAACAAGCUACACAACAACACAUCCGUGAAGAUUCGCAGGAACAAGAUCUGCCAGAAAGGUAUGAACCGCAAAUUCCAAUUAAACUCGAGCAACAAUCCCAUUAAGGCCAGCACCCCCAUACCUAAAAUUUGCAUCAAUUAUCCAAAAGAUGCGACCGAAUGCCGACAUACAUUCGGUCGGCUGUGGGGUGGUGGAG